Messenger RNA from Meloidogyne enterolobii, 2323 nucleotides. NCBI's taxonomy places the organism in Eukaryota, Metazoa, Nematoda, Chromadorea, Rhabditida, Meloidogynidae. The record is from the annotation of a GenBank genome assembly.
UAUGUUAAAUAAUCUUUUUAACUGCAAGCUACAAUUAUUAGCUCUCAAAAAUUUGAACAGCAAAUAUUCUUUUUGUGUCAAACAACCUUCUAUUUAUUUUCGUCGACAUUUUAACAUUACUCCAAACUUUUUGAUCUCUUCUAAUGCUAACAAUAGACUACAAUCGAGGAUAUUUUUGAAUAAUUUAUUACAAAUUGGAAGAAAAUCUGGGAAAUCUUUGCGAUUGUUUUCUUUUUCACUCGGAAUUUUUUAUCCAAUUAGCAGGUUUUUAAUUUUUAAAUUAAGUAAUAGUCUAAAGAAUUUAGUUAAAACUUUGUUCCCUCAAAAAAGAAAAUUCUCUGUUCUUGGCCUAGAAAUAUUUCCAAAAAUUUUCACUGAUACGCCCGAGAUUCCUGAAUUAUUAAAUAUAUUUUUAUUUAGAGUAGCACAAUGCAGACAGCAACAAUCCACUCGUAUUGACCAUUCUCAUCAACAACGAUCUAUUCCUCCAUUAUCAGUCACAUGGACAGAAUUUUGGUUAUUGAUUAGGCCUUAUAUUCAUUGGUUAAUUUGUGCUGCUUUGACUGCUUGUUGUGUUGCAGCUCUCAAUAUUCAAAUUCCGAUAAUUCUUGGCCAGCUGGUCAACCAAAUUUAUUCUUUUAUUAGACAAAAUGGCGUCGAUGUUAAUAUGGGUGAAUUAAAGCCAAUAGUUUUUAAAUUAGUGUCUGUUUAUGUUGCACAGGCUUUCACUACAUUCUUAUGUAUUGCGUCCCUUUCACAAAUGGGAGAGAGAAUGUGUGCUGAUUUGCGUGUUCGAUUAUUUUCUCAUCUUCUUGAAUUACCAAUGCCUUUUUUCGAUGCUCAAAAUAGCGGAGAAUUAAGCGAUCGUUUAAAUUUUGAUGUCCAACAAUUCAAAAGUUCUUUUAAAGAAUGUACAGCACAAGGAUUGCGAACAACUGCACAGAAAAUUGUUCUAGUUAAUCUUGUUUUUCUCAAUUUUCGGAUUGUUGGUUGCAUUUGUUCUCUCUACUUAUUGAGUCCACAAAUGACUUUAUUUACUGUUGGAAUUGUCCCAAUUGUUGUUGUAACUGGAUCUUUAUUUGGUAGAAUUCUUAGAAAAUUAAGUGCUCGAGCGCAAUCACAAAAUGGAAUUGUUGCUGGAGUUGCAUCGGAAGCAUUCCAGAAUAUUCGAACAGUUAAAGUAUUUGCAAUGGAAGAAGCUGAACAGAGUCUCUAUGAACGGGAAGUUGAAAAAACACAAUCACUUUAUUGUCAACUUGGACUAGGCAUUGGGUUAUUUCAAGCUGCUAGCAAUUUAUUUCUUAAUGGGUUAAUACUUGGUGUUUUAUAUGGAGGGGGGCAAUUAGUAAUUUCUAAUGUUCUUUCGCCUGGUGAUUUAAUGGCAUUUUUAGCUACUGCACAAACUAUUCAACGUUCUCUUGCUCAACUUUCUUUUGUUUUUGGAAGUGGAAUAAAGGUUUGGUCUUCGUGUGGAAGAAUUAUGGAAAUUUUGCGUCUAGAUCCUAAAUAUGGCAAAAGUGGAACAUUUGUUAUUCCUGCACACAGUCUUGUUGGAAAUAUUGAACUUUCUAAUAUUUACUUUUCUUACCCAACGCGUCCUGGUCAUGAAGUACUUAGAGGUCUGAAUAUGAAUAUUGGAAAUGGACAAACAAUUGCAAUUUGCGGAUCAUCUGGCGCAGGAAAGAGUACAGUUGCCGCAUUAAUUGAACGUAUUUAUGAACCAGUUGCUGGCCGAAUAAAACUUGAUGGUAUUGAAUUAAAUAAAUUAGAUUCAAAAUGGUUAAGAAGAAAUGUCAUUGGCGUUAUUUCACAAGAACCUGUUCUUUUUUCUACUUCGAUUAAAGAAAAUAUUCGUUAUGGGAAAAUUGAUGCAACAGAAGACGAGAUUAAACAUGCAGCCGAUUUAGCAAAUGCUAGUCAAUUUAUUGAACAAUUUCCUGAGGGUUAUGAUACAAUUGUUGGGGAACGAGGCGUUACUUUAAGUGGGGGACAGAAACAAAGAAUUGCUAUUGCUAGAGCCCUCCUUAAAAAUACACCAAUUCUUAUAUUAGAUGAAGCAACUUCUGCUUUGGAUACUGAAAGUGAACGUUUAAUUCAUCAAGCUUUGAACCGAGCACUAAAAGGUCGGACAGUUAUCGUCAUUGCCCAUCGCUUAAGCACAAUUCGCAAUGCUGAUUCUAUUUAUGUGUUGGAAGGUGGUCAAGUUGUUGAGAAAGGAACACAUCAACAGUUGAUCAAAAAUACGAAUGGAAAAUAUUAUGGUCUAGUUAAAGAACAAGAACACUUUCAAAGCAAUGACAAGGAACGAAUUAUAGGUGGUUGA